Messenger RNA from Acaulospora colombiana, 549 nucleotides. The record is from the annotation of a GenBank genome assembly. NCBI's taxonomy places the organism in Eukaryota, Fungi, Glomeromycota, Glomeromycetes, Diversisporales, Acaulosporaceae.
AUGUCGCAAGGGGAUAGAUUGGAUGCCGCGCGUAAUUUCAAAAUGUAUGUUGAAAAGGCAAAUAAGGACUCAACUUCUUACUCCCAUGCUCUUUACUCUUUGUGCGCGCUCACGAUUCAAAGUGCCACGGCCGCAACGACAGGGAAUCGUUUGCGUGUCCAGCAAGCAUUUAAUUACUAUCAAAAAGCAAAGGAAGCUGAAAGUAGGUACGAAUAUCUCUAUGGUCGCAAGCUUGAAAUGACCGACGUUAAACGUACGGCGGUCGCGUUUUUUGAACAGAAAAAUCAAAAAGAAACCAAUAAAGUGGAAAAAGACUCUACGAAGGAGGCCGAGAGAUUAGCGCCAAUUUUGCAGCAAUUGUUUAAAAAAUGCAACCAUUGUAACAGUCUCUCGAGAAGAAAUGCAGAUGGGGAAUUGAAUAAUGGAAAAUUGUUUGUCUGUGCUGGUUGCGGGCAUGUAAAUUAUUGUUCCAAGGAAUGCCAAAAAAAGGAUUGGAAAAAACAUAAACAACAAUGCGCAUAUCUUAAAGAGCUAACCAAAAACGGAUGA